Messenger RNA from Diabrotica virgifera virgifera (western corn rootworm), 4662 nucleotides. Its product is annotated as alkaline phosphatase-like. The record is from RefSeq and is a predicted model, not a curated record. Gene Ontology annotation, biological process: dephosphorylation. The transcript has 10 exons. The coding region runs from base 379 to 2133 and encodes 584 amino acids. NCBI's taxonomy places the organism in Eukaryota, Metazoa, Arthropoda, Insecta, Coleoptera, Chrysomelidae. Gene Ontology annotation, molecular function: alkaline phosphatase activity.
GCCCGCUCGUCGUCCCAACCUGCCCCAAUUGAUUUCCGAAACAACAAAGUUCGCUAUGAGAGUGUCAAUAGGGUAGUAGGCCGGUAGAACAGCCGCUUAACUCGAGAGUUUUAGCGCGAGUUCGAUCUUUGAAAAAUUUGAGUGACAUUUUUGGAUUUGUUUAUGGUGACAGUGCUCGCAUAUUCUGGAUUUUGUUAAACAUAAGGCAUUUCCUACCUUGUAUGGAUGUUAUCUUGAACGAGCAAUCUGAACAUUUAAAGUAAUGCUAAAUUUUCGACUCACCAUAAAACGAAGACUCCUGAGCAAAUGUUUAACCACCACGUGAAUAUAAAAAUGUGAGUAAGUGACUUAGACGUACGGUUAUUUUCGGUAAGAACUAUGGUCGGUGUGUAUUGGUUGCAAUGGUUCCUAAUAUGGUUAAUUGCUGUGGAGAGAACCCGAACGGCACCCACGCAGACGCAGCAAGAAAAAAUACAAGAUCAGGAAUACUGGUACGAACAAGCCAGGAUAGCCCUUCGGAAACGGCUGCAAUACUCGAUGGAAACGGAGCGGCGGCCGUUCGCCAAAAACGUCGUUCUUUUUGUGGGGGACGGCAUGGGCGUUGCAACCGCCACCGCUGCACGUAUUUUACGAGGUCAGCGACUGGGAAAGAGAGGUGAAGAUCACGAUUUGGCGUGGGAUUCUUUUCCUGCCGUCGCGUUAGCUAAAACAUUCAACAUGGAUGCUCAAAUAGGUGAAUCGUCUGCGUGUGCGACAGCCCUCAUGUGUGGAGUAAAAACCAAUUUCGAGACCGUGGGAUUAGAUGCGAGGGGCCGUUUCGAAAACUGUUUCUCGAGCUUCUCUUCGAGGGUGCCUUCUUUAAUUGAUUGGGCUCAAGAGUCAGGAAAGUCAACAGGGAUCGUCACAAAUACAAGAAUAACACACGCCACGCCUGCUGCGCUCUACGGGCAUUCCCCAUCAAGAUACUGGGAAGACGACUCAAAAGUACCACCAGCGGCUAGAAAGUCGUGUAAAGAUCUGGCUAGACAACUUAUAGAGAACGACCCAGGAAGGAAUAUUAACGUGCUUCUUGGAGGCGGUCGAAGACAUUGGCUGCCUAAAGUUGCUCACGACCCAGAAAUGACGAAAGAAGAAGGCAGACGACUUGAUGGUCGAAAUCUUAUCGACGAUUGGGUGCGCGAUAAAAAGAAAAGAAGUCUGAAGGCUCAGUAUGUAUGGAACAAAGGGCAACUCGAUCAAAUAGAUCCCAAUCAAGUUGACUACCUCUUGGGGUUAUUUUCGUAUUCCCACAUGGACUUCGAAGCCGACAGAGAUCCAGGCUCCGGUGGGGACCCCUCGCUGGCAGAUAUGACACGGUCGGCGCUUUCCAUACUACUCAAAAACCCCAAAGGAUUUUUUUUGGUCGUCGAAGGUGGGCGGAUAGACCACGCACAUCACUACAACAAUGCUUACAGGGCAUUAGACGAAACACUGGCUAUGGAGACGGCUCUAUUAGCCGCUUUGGCUCUAGUCAAUCCCACAGAAACCCUCAUUGUUGUUACAUCCGAUCAUUCUCACGUAUUAACCAUGGGAGGACAAGCUACCCCUAGGGGCCAUCCCAUUUUAGGCCCCGACAGUAAAGUCUCAGACGUGGAUGGACAACCAUACACGACUAUUCUCUACGGAAACGGUCCUGGCUUCGCGACGCCGAGGAUAGUUCCGAUGAAUACGUCUUCAGCAGCAGAAGACAGGAAUCAAGUCCACGGAUCCGCUGUUCCGAGACAAUGGGCGACGCACGGCGGAGAAGACGUUCCAGUAUACGCUCUAGGGCCUUUAGCUACUACUUUGUUUACAGGUACUUUUGACCAAAGCUACAUUCCACACGCCAUAGCCUACAGCGCCUGCUUGGGCGAACACAGGCUCCGCUGCCAAGGCCUCGACAACUACACGGGCGCUCCCUUACUGCCGCACGGCGGGAGCUGCACUCCCCAAGAGCCCGCCAACGUGGCUCACGCGGGGCAGCCGAUCGUGAUAGCCAGCAGCGUCAUGUCUGAUGAUGGACAAAUGAGGGUAAAGCCGUCCAGCAGAGGCGGUAGAAUAUACGUAAUUCGUUUGAUGACUCUUUUCUUAGCGGUAGUCUUGAGGGGAACGUAGAGAUGGAUACAAUGAUAAGUGAUAGUGCGAUACGAAUUUAUUUUUAAAGACCACGUAUUUUGGGUAUACAGAUGAUCGUUUAAGAUUUAAAUGUACAAAAUGAAAUUUAUUAUUAACGUUAGUGCACAAACUGUAUCUCUUAACGUAAUGAUAUAGCCCAGGAGGGAGGGUCAAGUUUGAUAGGAGCAUUUUAGCAUGGCUGUUUUUUAUAUAAUCAGUUGUUCCAAAGCUUAUUAACAAAUGAUGUGUCAGCUGGUCGAAAACCGGGGUUUUUAGGCAAGAAAAGAUAAAAUGUGAAGGUAGAUGGAAAAAACCCUCAACUUAUAUAUCAAAUAUUUAUCUCCGUGCCUUACAUCCAUAAUGGCAUAGUGGUUAGAAUACUUGGCUUUCACCCAGGGAGUCGGGUUCGAUUCCCGGUGACGGAAAUCGUUUUUGUUUUAAAAUUAAAAUUUUGAUUUGAAAAAUAAGGGUCCCAGUGAAUUCGUGACUAUUUUAGUCCUCCAUCCUAAUUACAGGCCAAUUGGUAACUCCGGCCCUCAGGUAAUUUUUCGGUAACCAAUCAACUACCGGUGAAUUCGUAACUAAAUAAAGGUAUAAUCUUUUAGACUUGAAAUAAACAUAUGGAAAAUCUCUUUGCUUUUAAAUUAUCAGUUGGAUUUAAAUAAUUUAUCAUUGCUAAACUUCUAAAUAUUGAAUUUACAAUUACUUGAUAAAAACCAAGCUCGUGUAGAGCUAUACUUGAUGGAAAUAAUAUUUAUAACACGUGUUAAUGAAACACUAUAAUAUUGUUUCAAUUAUUUUAUUAACAUAUUUAAAAUUUUACUAUUUUUUAUAGGAACAUAAUAUAAUACAAUGUUUUAAGCAAACCAAGAAACAUUCGGUUUAGAUUUAAGGUAUUAGAUUUAAUCAAUGGUUUCGAAUUCACCUGAAGAAAGUUUCGAGUUGGCAGGUAAGGUAAUAGAAAAGUUACGAAUUGUCCGGUGUACAUUUUUAUUUGAAAAUUUUUGUCAUUAAAAGUUACGAGUUGGCGCGUGUCCAAAAUAAUUGUUUUUAUAAUACUUUUGAUAUUAUGUAGUAUAAAUAAUAAAAACGUAAUAUUAUCAAAACAAUUAUUUUUCAAAUCGAAAUGUCAAUUUUAAAAACAAAAAAGAUUUGAGUCGCGCUAGUUGACAGACAUUUUCGUUAUCCAACAAGUACUAUCUACUAAAAUAAAGUCAGAGAAUCCAUGCUAAAAUCACCGUAAAAAUUUGACACUACCUCCCAGACUAAAAUGAACGAAUAUUAAGUUUAGAUUCAAACAAAUGCAUGGGCAGUAAAUUAAUAAUUUUUUUUUUCAACAUUUCUAGGUGUGUUUCAUUUCACAACUUACUUUUAUUAGCAUUUGUAACAUACUUCGCAAAUUUAAUUUGCACUUUACUCCUUAAAAUAUAUUUAACUGCAAAAGCUUUGCAUCACCAAAAAUUAUUCUCAUUUUGAUAGUUGAUUUUUUCGUGAACUGAUUAGCGGAUUUCACUAAUUUUUUGUAGUAUUUUAAAUCUUUCUUAUGAGAGACCUGGGUGAAUGAAAGCAAUGACCAAGGUAGAGAAAUCAGGAUGCGCAUUGAAAAGAAAGACAAGCUUUUAUAAAAAUGAAAAAAAAGUUUUGUUAAUUGAAAUCUUCUUCUGGAACUGAAGAUAAGAGCCUUAAGAUGCUACGUGUUCUCGACUGGAAAGAAACUGGAAGCAUUUUUGACGUGGUGCUAUACAAGGGAUUUUGAAAAUACCAUGAAUUUAACGAAUUACAAAUGUAAAAGUAUUAGGAAAAGUUACAAGGGUGGAUAUAUUAUAUCGAAAUAGAGUUGUAGCCUCAUGUUUUGUGAACAUUUUGUUUCUUUUUUUUAAUUUCCCUGAUAUAUUUAAAAACAGAAAAUAAACAGUUCUACUCUUUAAUAUGUGUUUUAACUGAAACAAUACUUAAAUAACGAUAAAAAAAUAAAAACUGUUAACAAUCCUUUAAUAACAGUAAGAAACUUAACGUCAAUAAAUGUCAAUAAUCAUAGUUUCUAUGCAGGGAUGCAGGAAGGGGCUGACGAAGUCUUUCUAUAAGUAAAACAAAGUAAGUUAUCAAUCGAAGCAGCACAGACAACGACAAUAAAUAUCGUCUCCAUACCAGCAGAUUGACAACAGGUGGAAUAGUUUCUUUGGUUACACCUCCUGAGAUUUUCAAAAUUUAUAAAUAAUACAGGAUGCCGAGGAAAUUAAGAUGAGAGAAUUUUAAAUAAUUCACAACUCAUCUGCUCAGCGUGGUAAAAGCUCCAACAAGAAAGAUUUCUUAAUACUCAAACAAAAGAGUAAAUGAAUUAAAAAUGUAUAAACAUUUUCAAUUUGUUUGCAACACGAAAAUGCAACAGCUGCAUAAUACUCUGGUCAAAUCUGUGAGUGCAGGAAGAGUCUAUACCGGUUUCGGGGUUGUUUCCCCCUCAUCAGUAGUCCCAUAUCCUCCUCUCUCAGAUUCCUCCACGUACCACACUUUGGACCUUUCCGAAUUGCA